Nasonia vitripennis (jewel wasp) is the source of this 1216-nucleotide messenger RNA. RefSeq lists its product as uncharacterized. The transcript has 4 exons. The record is from RefSeq and is a predicted model, not a curated record. The coding region runs from base 92 to 715 and encodes 207 amino acids. NCBI's taxonomy places the organism in Eukaryota, Metazoa, Arthropoda, Insecta, Hymenoptera, Pteromalidae.
AAAAGAGGUAUCCCCUCUAUUGUUUAUAGUCUAUGGUCUAUAUAAUCUUUCUGCUUUGAUCGACGAUGUAUAUAUAUAUAUAUAUAUAUACAUGUGUGCGUUAUCACUUAUCUUUUGUGAUGUGCAAACUAUACGAAGUAGUAUUUUAUAUAAAUUAUUAUAUAUUUUUACUGUUUUAAAAAAACUACGUAAUAAUAGUUUAGUGAUGGCUAAAAUAAAAUACGCAUGUAUUAUCACAAAAGAUGAUCCAAACAAAAGGUAUUGUAAACCAGUUGAUGUUAUCUACAAAUCUAAAAAGGAAAAAGAACAUAUAUCUCCAUCUAAUGCACAAGAUUUUGAUGAGAGUCACGUCUAUCAAGUUUAUUGGAGGUCGUGUGGAAGCAACUGUAACAUUGAAGAUAAAUGUUGCUCAUUUUACAAAGCUCAUAUUAUCAGUCUAGGAGAAUCUGAAGAUAAGACAUUAGAAGCAGCUAAUAAAAGGCAAAAAAGAUUUCGAUUAAAGAAAAAAUUGAUACAAGCUGUGAAUCAACUGAAAGUACGGUCGAGGAGGAAGUACAAAUAUCCCAAUCGAGUAAACUUGCUACAAGUAAAGGAAAUAUUAUUAACUCCAGUAAUGUUAUCCAAAAGUACAAAAAGAGCAUUUUAUUACAAACAAGAAAGCAGCUUUGUCUCGAUGAUGCAAAUGAUGAUGAUAAAUCUACCGAUGAAGGUGUAAUAAAAAAAAGGCGCAUAUCAGAAAUGUGUGAAAACCUUAGUUUAGGUGCAAUUGGUGAUUCCACGAAAUUACUAAACAAUAAGGAGCCACGCAUCGUUUUACAAAAGAUACCAUUAAAUACAAUGCCUACUCGAAACGAUUCAAUGUCAUCUGGGUUUUCUACACUUCCAUUAAAACUGUCGAGACAGAAGUCCUUCAACUCGAACCUUUUUCUAAAAUCAACUGCUCCUCACCUUCCUUACUUGCAAUAAAACCUAAAGCGAAGUUACAGUCUUGCUUGUCACAAAAUGUUACGCCAAAGUCCACGAUCGAAUUCGAAAAUAAAGUCACGGUCUAGGUUUAAGUCACGGUUUAGGUCUAAGUCACGGUCGAGGUCUAAGUCACGGUCUAGGUAUAAGUCACGGUCGAGGUCUAAGACACGGUGUAGGACUAAGUCACGGUCUAGGUCACGGUCGAGGUCUAAGUCACGGUCGAGGUCUAAGACACGGUGUAGGACUAAGU